AGGUUCCGGAGCCUCUCCUCCCUGCGGGCGCACCUGGAGUACAGCCACAGCUACGAGGAGAGAAGCCUCCUGACCAAGAGCAGCCUCUUCUCGCCCCUGAAGGACGCGGAGCUGAUCUCCCCGCCGGAGCCCGGCAGCCUGGGGAGCCCCGGCGGUGCCUUGCCGCCAAAAGGGUCCUACCUGAAUUUCUGCGAUGCGUCCUGCGAGGGCACGAAGCGCGGGCAGCCUGAGCGGCCCGUCUCCUACGUUGCAAACUACGUGCCGGCCGACUCGCCCAGCGAGCAGGUGUCUAAACCCGGCCUCCCGGGCGCUGACUCCAAAGCCUCCUUCGAGGCACACGUCAGAGAAAAGUUUAACAGGAUGGUAGAGGCCGUGGACAAAACGAUUGAGAAGCGGAUCGACAAGCUUACCAAAGAGCUGGCCCAGAAGACGGCGGAGCUGCUGGAGGUGCGGGCAGCUUUUGUGCAGCUGUCCCAGAAGAAGCAGGAGGUGCAGCGACGGGAGCGGGCCCUGAGCAGGCAGGUGGACGUGGCAGUGGAGAUGAUCGCAGCCUUGAAGCAGCGCCUCACCGAGUCCGAGGAGGAGCUUCAUCGGAAAGAGGAAGAAGUUGUUACUUUCAACCACUUUCUAGAAGAAGCAGCAGAAAAAGAAGUGCGGGGAAAAGCCAGGCUCCAGCACUUCAUUGAGAACCUGUUGCAGCGCGUGGAUCUGGCAGAAAGGCAGCUAGAAUAUUACCAAAAUCAGCAGAUGGUGUGCAACCACACCGACAUCAGCGAGCACCUGUUUACAGACAUUUCAUUAAAUAAGAAACCCAGAUGCCUGAGCCGAGGAAGUCAACACGUUUCGUAUAACAUCCCUGACACAAAGCCUCAUUCCUUUCAAAAAGGAAGAAUCUUGUUGAAAAAAGCAAAGGAUGAAAAAACCAGCUUGCAGCCAGUGAAAUGCUUCUAUGAACCUGUUGAUUGCUCAAGAGAAAUAUGGAGAGCACAAAAAAAAGGUGAACCAGUCUGCUCUGCCAGGAAAGUGAGCGCAAAAUCCAAGAUGGGUAAAAAGGCCAAACCGCUAUAG
Messenger RNA from Fulmarus glacialis (Northern fulmar), 1068 nucleotides. It is a transcript of the gene ZNF365, whose product is annotated as zinc finger protein 365. Gene Ontology annotation, cellular component: centriolar satellite. NCBI's taxonomy places the organism in Eukaryota, Metazoa, Chordata, Aves, Procellariiformes, Procellariidae. The record is from RefSeq and is a predicted model, not a curated record. Gene Ontology annotation, biological process: regulation of DNA strand resection involved in replication fork processing; regulation of neuron projection development; regulation of double-strand break repair via homologous recombination.